Messenger RNA from Nerophis lumbriciformis (worm pipefish), 1621 nucleotides. RefSeq lists its product as uncharacterized. Gene Ontology annotation, molecular function: NAADP-sensitive calcium-release channel activity. Gene Ontology annotation, cellular component: lysosomal membrane; plasma membrane. The record is from RefSeq and is a predicted model, not a curated record. NCBI's taxonomy places the organism in Eukaryota, Metazoa, Chordata, Actinopteri, Syngnathiformes, Syngnathidae.
AAAACCAGAUGGGUUUAGAUCUGGUUGUAACUUGGAUGGUACUAUCUUGAAUUCCACUGGGUUAUGGGUAAAUGUUCAGUUCUAUGCAGAGAACUAAAGGCCCUUAUUCUUGCAGAAGGUGAAAGCCUCUCCUGCUCGGCCAGGCAAUAUGGGUCCACAGACAGCAGCGGCGAGCACGACAAUCCCGCCGCCAACCACUGCAACAACCAUAGCAACCACAGGUUUCCCGCCGCGACAGCUGGGCACUGGGUCGGCGCCGACCAAGGGGAAGAGGCCAUCCGCAGGAAGUCGAAGUACUUCUUCAUGAGCCCCUGCGAUAAAUACCACGCCAAGGGCCGGAAGCCUUCCAAGCUGAUCCUGCAGCUGCUCAAGAUCAUCAUGGUCACCGCUCAGUUGGUGCUGUUUGGCCUCAGUAACCAGGUGGUGGUGAUGUUCAAGGAGGAGAACACCAUGACUUGGAAGCACAAGACUUUGAUGAGUCCUCCGACAGCGAUUUGUCCGUGUACACACGACAAGAUGUCUACCAACACAUCUUCAGCUCACAGCUGGAUGCCGCCCUCACCGAAAGAGCAUCAUCUUCGCACUGUCCCGCACUAUUUUGCACUUUGCUCCCCAACUCCAUCCUUGGGAGUGAAUCCUGGAUCUGGGGAGCUUGCAAGCCCCGAUACGUCCCAAAGUUCUGUGGGAGUCGCUCCGUGGCGCCGAGCCCACUUGGAGGGAUCGUCGUGCCACGCGGAUGCAAGCGUGCCUUGUUCCGCUCCCGGGGAUGGAUCGCCAGGCGGUCGGGAAUGAGACUUAUGGAAAUCGGAUUCGUGGUUGCUGCGCGUGGAAUAUGUCGCUAUCUUCAAAGUCAUACAACACGGCGCUGAUCAGACCAAAUGCUUUUUUCAAAUUUGCAUAGAAACAUACUUGAUAUCUUAGAAAAAUAAAUCUAUUUAUAAAUUAAAUAGAUCUCAACUGCUCGAAAAGGUAAAGUGUCCAUGACGAAAAUGCUUCGGCCGCAGGUUUGAAAACCAAAAUUAUUGAACUAUACUGCGGCUCAGCCUUCAUUUCCAUGUGUAAGUCUGAGGGCAUCGUGGAGGUUCUUCCAUGUAUCCAGCAUCAACGUUGUUCACGUCAAAAUCAGGCUUUUUAAGAGUACGACAAAUUCCCCUGAUCAACAGGGCCAGUGUCGCCCCGAUGCCGGCAACGGCCAUGAGCGUUUUCCUCACUGCGGACUCUGGGUCAGCUUCCUGAAAGAACUCUACAAAACCAUCCUGCGGGAAAAGUAAUCAGUUAGUCUGGAGUCCUGAGGAGCAGCGUCUGUGUGACACGUAGCCUUCGCAGGCGUUACACAAUGCCUGGCUGUGACUCACUCACCCAUGAAUUGUUUUUCACUAGCCAGUUUCGUUGGUGUUCCAGCAGGAACGAAGAGAUCUCCUCUUCAGGUACUGGGACAGCACCGCCCCGAACGCCACCAGACUGGCAAUGCGGCCCAAGUUUGUGGUCCCAUCUGAGAAGAGGCUCUUUGCUACUGAACCCACAAAGUCCAUGUUGUCCCCUUUCUGGUCCAGACAAAGAGUUUUGAGCAUACCUUGAAAAAUAAAUAAAUAAAGGGUGUCAUUUACUGAAAUUCACAUUU